GACUCAUGAUCUCGCGAGCUCUCCGUCUUCACUGCUUUCGGUGUUGGUACUAUUUUGUUAUGGACUGUGUUGAGUUAGCCGCCCACCACUAGUAAAUAAUGGAUCGAGCUUCAUAAAGCAGGAUUCAGUGUGUUUCUCCUGGACUUGCCACAGAGAGGAUGUUCCCCUGCUUGGCCCACAGACCAUGGCAAGUCCUCUGCCGGGUCUACCUGCUACAACGAGCCCCUUUAUCUCAGAGACCCUCUAAAAUAGCAAAGCCAUGUUUUGGUUGGCAAAGUGGAGAAGGUGUGCACAAACUCUGGUUUAGCUUCCCCGAUUCCAGAGUCACUUCCUUAACGUGGACACAGAUUCAGAACUGUUCCACAACAGGCAGUGAUAAAGACGGCUCUCCAGCAGGCCCUGUAGAGCCAAAGCCCACUGAGAAAGAACAAGCUGCACAGCCCUCUGCAAAAUCAGCUGGUUCCAAACCUCAAGGUCUGAUGAAAGCACAGAGCAUUCAAGUGAAAGUACGGGCUGUCCUGAAAAAAAGGGAAUAUGGCACCAAAUACACCCAGAAUAAUUUCAUCACUGCAGUCAGAGCUAUGAACGAGUUCUGCCUCAAACUCUGUGACCUUGAGCAGCUUAGAAAAAUCAGUCGACGUAGUCCCCAUGAUGACACGGAAGCCUUCACCGUCUUCCUGCGAUCAGAUGUGGAGGCAAAAGCGCUGGAUGUAUGGGGAAGUCAAGAGGCACUUGCUAGAGAGAGGAAUCUCAGGAAGGAGGUGGAAAGGGAAUACCAGGAAAACAUAUUUAGAAAUCAGAAGCUGUUGAAGGAGUACAAAGACUUCUGGGGGAACACAAAGCCUCGGUCUAGGAAGAGAGUGACAUUUCUACAAGGGCCGGGAAAAGUAGUGAUGGUGGCUAUAUGCAUAAAUGGACUGAAUUUUUUCUUCAAGCUGUUGGCGUGGGUUUAUACAGGAUCUGCCAGUAUGUUUUCAGAAGCCAUCCACUCACUGGCUGAUACCUGCAAUCAGGCUCUUCUUGCACUAGGCAUCAGCCAGUCUGUCCGGAACCCAGAUGCCAUCCAUCCGUACGGCUUCUCCAACAUGCGUUACAUCGCCUCUCUCAUCAGCGGAGUCGGAAUCUUCAUGAUGGGUGCUGGCUUGUCCUGGUAUCACGGCAUUAUGGGACUCCUGCACCCUCAGCCAAUAGAAUCACUGCUCUGGGCUUAUUGUAUUUUAGCAGGAUCUCUGGUAUCUGAAGGAGCUACACUAUUGGUGGCCAUUAACGAGAUCAAGAAGAGUUCACGUAAACAAGGCUUGUCUUUUUAUGAGUACGUGAUGCAAAGUCGAGACCCCAGCACUAACGUGGUCCUGUUGGAGGAUGCUGCUGCUGUGGUCGGGGUGGUGCUGGCAGCUGGAUGUAUGGGACUAACGUCUCUUACAGGUAACCCCUACUAUGACAGUCUGGGUUCUCUGGGUGUGGGCACCCUGUUAGGAACAGUGUCUGCAUUCCUCAUCUACACUAACACAGAGGCUCUGCUGGGCCGCUCCAUCCAGGCCGAGCAUGUGCAGAAGCUCACAGAGUUUCUAGAAAAUGACCCUGCUGUCAGGGCGAUUCAUGAUGUCAAAGCCACAGAUAUGGGGCUGAGCAAAGUGCGCUUCAAGGCGGAGGUGGACUUUGAUGGGCGGGUGGUGACACGCUCAUACCUGGAGAAGCAAGACAUUGAACAGAUCCUCAGUGACAUUCAGCAGGUGAAGACGCCAGAGGAGCUGGAGAACUUUAUGUUAAAGCAUGGGGAGAACAUUAUUGACACCUUAGGAGCAGAGGUGGACCGUCUAGAGAAAGAACUUAAGCAACGUAAUCCUGAGGUGCGACAUGUGGAUCUGGAGAUUUUAUAAUGUCAUGACACAUUGCCGAAUGGGGAUCAGGAUGGAGUGGAAGGAAAACGAAAACUAAUCAAACCUCGAGCGACCAUGAUCACCCCAUGCUUUCCAACCAGCCAAUCAGCUGAGGUCUUAUGAUGCACCUAUCACACAUCAACCAAGCACUCUAACCUGUGCAUGGUUUCAGUAGCUGUUAAAAUAGCAGAACCAUAGCCAAAUCAGAGAGGACUCCAUCUGGACAUGGCUAAUAAAUUAUUAUUUUACAAUCAAUGGCUUUCAGAUAUGUGGUAGUUUGUACCAUCAGAGCUUUGAAAUCAUGUCCAUGGAUUGUAAAAGGACCAGUCUUAUUUCAUUUUACAGUUUGCAUGCAAAGCAGCAUAAACACUAAUAUUUUACAACAGUUCUCGCAUUAACACCACGAUAUAACCAUAAAUAGUAAGCUUGAAGGGUAAAGCGUCCAUUCUGCUAGAUGAAAGCACUGGUUUAAAUUAUAUGUAAAAGUUUCCCAUGUUACUCCACUGUUUUUUUUUAAAUGCACAGAGAUGAUGGCGUGUUCAAACAAUGCCAUUGUCAUUGAAUGAAGUAAGCUGAUUUAUUGAUUAUUCAUGAGUGAGUUACAAAAAUUAACAGCAGUUUUAAUCUACUUCAAAAAAAAAAAAGAAAAAGGUCCAGUUUAAAUUGAUGUUUAAAUCGGUUUAAAAAAAACUUUUAUAAUUACCACUUAUUCAAAAUAGAUAAAAAAUAGUACUAAUAACAGAGUAAAAAAGUGUGUUCUAAACUAUAUUGAUUUAUUAUAUCCACAUUUAUCAGUAAUAAGAGAACAUAGAAUCAAAUUUAGAACAACAGGUAUCCAUGGCCCACCUCAGCCCCCUCAACUGAUGAAGACUACUCAGAUCUUCACAUCCUUCCUAUACUAAAAGUACUAAUGUCAUUAUGCUGCUUUUGGGACUGUUCAUCUGUUUAUGCUGUAAUUUUGUGUCACUGAAUGAAAGCAAUUGUAGAUGUCCAAAAACAACUCUGUUUCUAAAGUCAUUGGUGGCAUUGUUGAGUUGCCAACCUAGUUUGUGAACACUAACCCAAGUGUUUUUUUUCCCCAUUGUAAAUAAUACUCGACUGAAAAUACAACAUUCUGAUUUUGAUAUCUGAAAAAGAAGCAUUCAGUCCGUUUAAAUUCUCUCAGUAUACAUGCAAACAGUAUAUUUUGUGGUAGUUACAUGCUCUCUUUUGCUGACGUCUAGCCUAUGCAAUGUUUUUAAACAUUGUAAUUUAAUCAGAGCUUCAAAAUUUUCCCUUAGGAACAGUCAGACAUGGAUGAAGUUAAAAGAUUAGUUUUGGAAAAGGCUUUAAGAAUAUAUAUUUUAAAUAUGUUUAUUUGACAGAUUGUUGUUUGGUUAAAUAUUUGAGCUGUUUGGAGCUACUGAAGAACAUGAUGAAUAAAUUGCAAUUAAUUUAU
This is a messenger RNA of Sinocyclocheilus rhinocerous, 3318 nucleotides long. It is a transcript of the gene slc30a9, whose product is annotated as solute carrier family 30 member 9. NCBI's taxonomy places the organism in Eukaryota, Metazoa, Chordata, Actinopteri, Cypriniformes, Cyprinidae. The record is from RefSeq and is a predicted model, not a curated record. Gene Ontology annotation, biological process: zinc ion transport; intracellular zinc ion homeostasis; transmembrane transport. Gene Ontology annotation, cellular component: membrane; endoplasmic reticulum. The transcript has 19 exons. Gene Ontology annotation, molecular function: monoatomic cation transmembrane transporter activity. Bases 159 to 1880 code for a protein of 573 amino acids.